Molecule: messenger RNA, 2932 nt
Organism: Helicoverpa armigera (cotton bollworm)
Lineage: Eukaryota; Metazoa; Arthropoda; Insecta; Lepidoptera; Noctuidae
Product: probable beta-hexosaminidase fdl
Exons: 11
Coding region: 57-2927 (956 amino acids)
Biological process (GO): ganglioside catabolic process; carbohydrate metabolic process; protein deglycosylation
Cellular component (GO): lysosome; plasma membrane
Molecular function (GO): beta-N-acetylglucosaminidase activity
Source: RefSeq, a predicted model, not a curated record
UGUUAUUUUAGUUUGUUAAUGUUUUUAUUUAUAUGUGAUUUAUUAUUUAUGAAAUAAUGUAUUCAGAUGAAACGUCUUGUUCGGAUUGCAAGUUAGAAUUAAUUGAAAAGCGAUGGACGCAACUCUUAUUGAAUUGGGUAAACAAAUGUGUCCACCCCAAAACUCCUGUAAAGGAACUGCAUAGUAAAUGUCUGAUGCAAAUAAUCCAUAAGUAUGAACAAGACAUCUGUGCUGAUGACAUCGACAAAGAUAUACUGUGUUGUGGUGAUAUUGAGCAGUUUAUCAAGUAUAAAUACCCGAUUUUGAGGCUUAGACAAUUCUGGGACGCAAAACAGUUGCCGAAGAAGUUAUACAUCCUACACACAGUCCUACUGUUCCAUUGCUGCGUCAGCUCUGUAGAUGGCGCUGUGGACAGUGAUAUAUGCGCCAAUCUAGACAAAGAUGAACAAGAGAUGAUUUUGAAGUUCUGUGAGAGACUGUCUGAUAUGGAAGUCACGGCUAAUAAUAUUGAGUGGGCUGUCAGAGACGCCUACGAAGCUAUAGAAUCAUCAACAAAACCAUACAAAAAGAAGAUUCCAGAACGAAAAUCACCUGACAUGAAAGCAUUUGUAUCUGACUCCACCAACCCUUGCACAACAUCUGAAGACCUUUCAAUGAAUUCCAUGAUCUCCGAACCGUCAGCCGCAGAGAGCAUGCAAAAGAAAUUCGAUGCUUUAAAAUUCAAAUCUUCUAUAACUGUCCUACCCUCAGUUGUUACUGACGCUGACAAGUCAUCGUAUUCAGAACUUGAUUACGUCAUCAAUUAUGGUUCCAAAUCAGAUUUGAGCGAAAAAGAACCUUAUGAUGAUACAUCUAAGGUUGUAAGUAAAGUUAACGUUUUUGGGGGUCCUUUGGCCACUGAACUCCCUGAAGAACGUCGAUGCCAACCAAACUGCUCUUGCAGUAGAUGUGUUCCCUCUGGGCCCUGCUGCGGCGACCCUGGUAGUUCCAUGGCCGCCUGCGAAAGUAGUGACAAAGAAGAAGUCAAAGAAGUGGUCCAGUUCUUGAAGACAGAGAGCAGAAUAUUUAAGCGCUUCCGUAAAAAGCGGUGGCGGUUUAAGUUACCAUUCGAAUUAAACUGGAAGAUUUACCUAAUAAUAGCAGUGAUUGUACUGCUGAUAAUCAUAACUACAGUCCUACUUAUGGUUCCUUGGAAAAAAAUAUCCCGAAAAACUUCAAUUCCUCAUAAGAUCGAAGAUUUCAAGAUAGAGACGGGUCAAGAAGCCAGAGUAUUCCAAAUGAACUCCUAUAUCUGCAAGAACGGUCUCUGCGAAAAAGUCUACGAGCCAACAUCAGAAUAUAUGUACAGCUCAUUAAGUAGAUGCACUUUAAUAUGUAUGGGUCCCCAGCUAUGGCCAUAUCCCAUAGGAUACACCUACUUCAGUAAAAAGAUCGUAGUCUUGGCCACAGACAAACUUGAAUAUAAGUUCCAAUCAGUACCUUCGGAGGCAGUCCAUCUCUAUUUAGCAGAAGCUUUCAAACUUUUCCUCGGAGAAUUAGCAAAAUUGGAAAGGUACUCCAUUGGUACAAGACAAAUGAACUUAUCAAGAGAUAUAAUGAUUAAAAAGAUGUAUAUUCAGAUGGAUGUGGAGUCAGACCCUGAUCCUAGAAUAAGGUUAGACACGGAAGAAUCUUAUACAAUAAAAAUUGAGACUUUGAAUAACCAAGUUUCAAUGAAGCUAUUUGCAGCAUCGUUUUGUGGCAUGAGACAUGCUUUAGAAACUCUUAGCCAGUUGAUAUUAUUAGACCAGACAACUGGGAACCUCAUUACUUUAUCAAACAUGGUUAUAAAAGACGCUCCCAGUUACAAAUAUAGAGGUCUGAUGCUAGACACGGGGAGGAACUACAUCCCAGUACCAGAUAUAAUGAGAACGAUAGAUGCUAUGGCAUCCUGCAAGCUUAAUACUUUUCAUUGGAGAAUAUCUGACGUAGCAAGUUUUCCUCUGUACUUACCAGCCGUUCCACAACUUUUUGAAUACGGAUCUUAUAGCAAACAUCACGUUUAUACUAAAGAAGAUGUGAAAGCAGUAGUGAAAAGGGCUGGGGUAAGAGGUAUAAGGGUCCUUCUAGAAGUCGCAGCUCCUGGCCCAGUAGGAAGAGCCUGGUCUUGGAUACCCGAAGCCACGUGCCCAACGAAGAACAGAAACUUCACUUGCAAUAAUGUUCUUUGUCUUAGACUCGGGAUCCACGAUUCAGUGUUUGAUAUACUCCAAAUUAUUUAUUCAGAAAUUUUGGAGAUGACGAAGAUAUCAGAUGUUUUCCAUUUGAGCGAUAGCGUGUUUUCUUUGGCUAAUUGCUUUUAUUUGAUAGAAGAGAGGGAAGGAUUUUUGGAUAAGGCUUUAGAAAGAUUGAAGCUGGCUAACAAAGGGUUCUUGCCGAAGUUGCCAAUUGUUUGGUAUACUGCGCAUUUGACAAAGGACUACGAAGCUAGGACUUGGGACAGAUAUGGAGUGCAACUAACGGAAUGGCAUCCGAAUCCUUCAGAGCAGUUCCUCAGCCGAUUCAAGGUCAUCCAUUCAACUAGAUGGGACCUUUCCUGUGACAUUAAGAAGCAAAGAUGUGUCAAAUACAGGACAUGGCAAGACAUGUACGCCUGGAAGUCGUGGAGGAACAUCGAAGUCUUCACCAUAGAAGGAGGAGAAGCAAUGCUUUGGACUGAUAUUGUUGACUCGGGUAAUUUGGACUAUCACUUAUGGCCGAGAGCGGCGGCGGUAGCGGAACGUUUGUGGUCUGACAUCGCUCUCAACGGGUCUGUCACAGGACCAGUUUACGUCAGACUGGACAGCCAUAGAUGGCGCAUGGUGUUAAAAUCAGUGCAAGUGCAACCAAUAUGGCCGCUUUAUUGCAGUUUCAGUCCCGGCAUUUGUUUACAGAAAAUAAAGAAAUAAUGUCA